Messenger RNA from Hydra vulgaris (swiftwater hydra), 903 nucleotides. RefSeq lists its product as uncharacterized. NCBI's taxonomy places the organism in Eukaryota, Metazoa, Cnidaria, Hydrozoa, Anthoathecata, Hydridae. The record is from RefSeq and is a predicted model, not a curated record.
UGUAUCUAGUAUUCUGUAUAUUUGCAUUAAUGAUAGCCUUAAAAAGAUGUUUAAUACUGAUGAUCUAGAUUUAUGGAAUUUAUAUCUUUCCAAAUAUGAAUUUGUUUUAAACCAGUUUUCAAUAAAGAAAAAAAAAAUAAGUCUUGUCAACUUGGACAGUUGGUUUCAUAAUGUUCUUGGUAAUGAGUUACAAAAAAAUCAGCAUCUUACAAAGGAACAGCUUGUCAAAGUUAUGGAAUGGAAGCUUACUAAAGGAAUAUUUCGGCCAUCUUUGCAAAAUUUAAUCAAAGAAAAUGAUUCAAAUUCAGUUAUAAAAUUUUCAGAAAAUGCAUUUAAACUAGUAGAUACUUGUGAAGCAAUUAAAGAGUUGUGUAAUUUAAGAGGUGUUGGUCCUGCUACUGCAUCAGCGAUAUUGACUGCAUUUUCUCCUGAAAGGUUUGGCUUUAUGUCAGAUGAGUCAGUCAAGGAAGUUUUACCUGGAAAAAUAAAAUACACCUUCAACUAUUACCAAACUUAUUUAGAAAAAAUUUCAGAAAAAGCAAAUGAUUUAACAAUAAAAGAUAAUAGAAGAUGGACUCCUUGCGAUGUCGAAAAAGCGUUAUGGUCGAGUAGUGUCACCAAGAUUCUUAAACUUAACUUAAAAAAAGUUGUUUCUGAUUCAGAGGUACAAAAUGAGUCGCAGCACAACAACUGUCUUGCGCUCGUCGUCAGAGCACCAUUAAAAAGAGAACUAAAUGAUUUCUUGAUAGAUGUAAGCACAAAAAAGAAACAAAAAAAAAAUUAAUUCAAAAAGCUAUCGGGUUUGAUUUCUCCCACUUGAUGUUGCAUUGGAACAGAAUGUAUCAAAAUGUAAAAAUGUUAUAAAAGGUUUUAUAUAAAUUUAAAAAAUUUUUUGAGGAUAAA